Diaporthe batatas is the source of this 4359-nucleotide messenger RNA. RefSeq lists its product as uncharacterized. The record is from RefSeq and is a predicted model, not a curated record. The transcript has 2 exons. Gene Ontology annotation, molecular function: protein binding. Lineage: Eukaryota; Fungi; Ascomycota; Sordariomycetes; Diaporthales; Diaporthaceae. Bases 963 to 3464 code for a protein of 833 amino acids.
GUUUUUGCUACCGGCUGUCUGUCUCGUCUCAGGCUGCAGGCUGCAGGCUGCAGGCAUUUUUGGAUUGAUUUUUCUCUCGAUUCAGUCUGUCCAGUCCCAACCAGCGAGCGCAAAGCAGCGCAAAGCAGCGCAAGACAUCGCAUCGCAUUGUUAUCAGGUCACACUCUGGUCACCGUCCGAUGGUCCUCCCUUCCUGGUCCUAUUUCUUUUGUCGCCUCUGUCCCUGACACCGCCGUGUCGUGUCUGUCCUCUUGGUCACCAUCAACACGACGACCACCAAUACCAAUACCACCAUUGCAUUAAUCUCACCCUCGUUGCCCCCGGCCAACGCCCACACCCGCGAUCCGUCAUCCACGAUCCACACACGCUGCUUCCGGUGGCUCGCUCGCACGUAACCUAGAUAGCCUAGCCGUCGUCUAGCCGUCCGCCCAAUCUGUCCGUGCCCCCAUCUGGCCGCCUCGCUUCGUCUCUCGCCGCCCUGUUGUUGUUGUUGUCCUCGUCGUUUAUUAGUCUUGUGUCUUGUGUUGUCUCGUCUUGUCGUGCUGUGCCGGGCCCUACUGCGCCUCAUCCUGUCUCUGCCCUGCCCUGCCCUGCCCUGCCCUGCCCUGCCCUGGCCCUACCCUUCUGUCUGUGUCUCGUGCCUGUCAGCCAUUGAUUGCUUUUGCAUCAGCGACUGGAUCUGACAACAACGUCAGCCAGUGCAGGUGCGACUGCCCGUGUGUUGGCAAUUACGGGACCCGGGCCAAGGAAAGACGGGGAAGGAGGCUGAGGACCGGAGACAAGAUUGAAAGAGGAAGGGAAGGGACCCAGACCGCCGCCCUCCGCCCUUUCCUCCACAGCCUCGACUUUCAACACCCGAACACUCGCCAGCAGCUUCGUGCUCGCUCGCACACGCCAACCCCGGGCCACUGCUCUGCUUGCUCCCUUCGAUCCCACUCCCGACCCCCGACUCACGAGCAGGCAUGGCCUCUUCCUCCGCCCGCCGCAUCUUUCCAAUCUCCGACUGGGCGCCCGCCCACGAGGCUUUGUACUCCGAAACCGACAACGACUCGUCCAUCGACACCCUCCCUUUCCCGCUCAAACCACGCCAGUCCUCCUGCACGCCCGACCCCUCUGCCUCUGCCUCGUCCUCCUCCUCGUACUGCGCGCCCUUGCCUCGACGCAGCCAGACCACCAAACAGCGUCGAAGCAUGUCGUUGCCCUGGCGCCCAAAGUCAACCAUCAUCGCGCCCGACGCCCUCGAGGCCAAGUUCCGCGACUACUCCCUUGAGCGCUCCCACACGGCCGCGGCCUCCCAACUGGCCGCCGCCACGCCCUCUAGCUCGGCCUCCACAACAGGCCCCGCUACUGGCCCGGCCACCGGCUUCGUCGACGACGACACUACAUGCUCAGACCUCGCCGGUGCCGCCAGGGGAAAGGGCAAGGGCAGGAUCAGUGGCAUCUUCAGACGCGCCUCCGUCUCCAUCAGAGGUCUCGUCCACCGCCGAACAUCGAUCGCUACAGACACGUUUGAAGAGCCACGCGAACCGAACCGCCACCAGCGUCCGGGCCACUCCCCCUCCUACUCACAUCACCACAUCCAAACCACCCCAACCUCCCCCAGUACACAGCAGUCUCGGCCGACGACAAGCCACGGCAUCAAUGCGACGUGGCACCGCCUGCGACAGGCUACCAGUUUCCGACACUCCCGUAUCCUGUACGGCGACUUCGCAAUGAACCCCCACGAGGUCCCCUACCAACCACAAGAUGACAUCCCCUACUCGGUCCCAAGGCCCGGCCUCGGUGGUGAGCCGCCUGUCAUACCGCGGAAUGGCGGUUCCGGUGCGCGGGCCGCCGCCGCCGCCUGGCAGCACGACAUAUUUCCCACCGUGCAUCCGCAGGGGCGAGCCGACAUGCCCGUCCUGAAAAACAAAAGAUUGACCCUGGACUCGACCCAGACCGACCGCGAGAGUGGCAUCGGCAUCGCUGUCACCAGCUCCGACUCCGACGCCGGUGAUCCCCAGGACCUGGACCUGGUGCAGUCAGAAGGUGGUCAGGUCCUGUAUCCCUGCGCCCCAGAGAUCAGCAGAAUCGACUUCAUCGACAGGCUGCCGGCGGAAUUGGCGAUCCAGGUGCUCGCCCACCUCGAUGCAGCGGAUCUGGCGAGGUCGAGCCUGGUUUCUCGCUCGUGGCGCGACAUGGUCUCUUCUCAACACAUCUGGAGGGAGUCUUACUUGCGUGAGAAGACUGGCACAUAUGCGACGAGCAACCCCAUCCAGCCAGGCACAGGACUAGGCGUGCCCGCUGUCAAGCCCAGCAUCAACUGGAAAGAUGCUUACAGGGUCACCGAAGAGCUGGGCCAGAGGUGGAAGCGCGGUCAUGCCACGUCCAUCUACCUCAACGGGCACUCAGACAGCAUCUACUGUUUACAGUUCGACGAGCAAAAGAUUAUUACCGGCUCGCGCGACAAGACCAUCCGCAUAUGGGACAUGCAUACGCUGGCGUGCAAGUUGGUCAUUGGCCCGCCCGAGGUUGUGAAGGAUAACGCCUUGCUCUACGAUGAGGAUGGCAACCCAACCCACUCGGCAAGCCACGAGCCGCAUACGGGAGCCCAAGCCGACCAGAACCGCACGACCUCGGUGCCGACAACCGUCUCUUUCCAGACCCACCACAAGGCGUCCAUUCUUUGCCUCCAGUACGAUGACAAUAUCCUCGUCACGGGAAGCUCGGACGCCUCGUGCAUCGUGUACGAUGUCAAGGGUGGCUACCGUCCUGUGCGGCGCCUUCGUCACCACACCGCUGCCGUCCUUGAUUCCUGCUUCGACGACAAGCACAUCGUGACCUGCUCAAAGGACAUCAGCAUCUGCGUCUGGGACCGCGAGACAGGUCAGCUCCUGAAACAACUCAGAGGCCAUAGCGGGCCGGUCAAUGCGGUGCAGAUGCGCGGUAACACGGUUGUUUCCUGUAGUGGGGACUUCCGGGUCAAGCUGUGGAACAUUGACACCGGCAAGCAGAUCCGCGAGUUCCAGGGUCACACCAAGGGGUUGGCGUGCAGCCAGUUCAGCGAGGAUGGAAGGUACGUCGCCAGUGCUGGUAACGACAAGGUGAUUCGUAUCUGGGACGCCAACACGGGCGAAUGCCUCCGAGAAAUGAAGGCGCAUGAGAGCUUGGUGCGGUCCCUGCACAUAGACAGUGUCUCGGGACGGCUGAUCUCGGGCUCGUAUGACACCGACAUCAAGGUGUUCGACAUGGAGACGGGCCGCCAGUUACUGGACUUCCCUAGAUGGCAUGCCAGUUGGGUGUUGAGCGCCAAAUCCGACUACCGCAGGAUCGUGUCUACCGGACAAGAUCCCAAGAUCUUGGUCAUGGAUUUCGGUGCCGGCAUCGAGGGGAUCGACAUGCUCGAAAGCAAAUCUGCCAACAGGGUAGCAAUGGAGGAGGGCAAGGCGGUCGCUGCAGUCCAGGAGGAUUGCGGAUACAUCUAGGGAUGAAUCGGGGACGGAUCAAGGCCGAAACCGUCAUGGUGCUCGCAGGAUUCGGUCGGAAGUAUGCGCCAUCGGAGUUCGAAGCGGCCACACACGUGUCACCGACAGAAUAUCUCAAGUUCGAGCGCUCAUCACCAUCAGCCAGCCAGCCUCGAGCACAACAAUUGCGCUUCCCUCGGUCAAUCCAGUGAGAUCGAGUGGCGCAAGGCACUGCUGGGUUAGUCAUCCUCCAAGGUUGAUGUCGAAGCAGGCCAAAAGUCUUUCUUGGCGUGGGGAUUUUGAUUCGGGCCUGAAGCAUGGCAUCAUUAUUAUUCAUUAUUACCGUCCAUCAUGUUUUUGCUAGUCCAUUCGGCCGGCCGCAACUGGGAGUCGGCGGCCAUAAUAACUGGGAACCUGGGAAGAGAUUAUCUGCAUAGCGAGCGGCGGGCUACUUGCUUUCAAUAGUACGCUUGUGACAUCCUUUUUUUACGAGCAUAUAGAUCAGAAUUUAGACGAGUCUGGCUUCAACUAGGAGCCCUGUAUGUCUUCGUCGUCGUGGUUGACACCCUCCUGUGACCGUCAAGGGAUGCGAUUGGAGCUUGGCAUUUUCCACCUCCACGAACGGUCCAGAAUGGCAUGCCCUGCAUCUACACACCAGCUUUGUUCAUGGGCCUGACAUAUAUGUCACCCCAUUUUAUGGUUUUCACCCAGACGCUUAGCCCCAAUGAUGACGAUCGAGCCUCGGCCAAAAAAAAUGUUUCGAGGCAUUCUCCACGUGCUAAUUGACUCCAACCUCCUUCCCGCCGGGUUCCCAAGGGUUGCAUGCUUGCCCGGACAGGCUCGAAACAUGUCAUUGGUGGUAUAUUCGCCGAAGCAAGAGGAAACUACGGCCUAUUGUCAGGGAUUCCGAAAAAAA